This is a messenger RNA of Cajanus cajan (pigeon pea), 862 nucleotides long. Its product is annotated as cytochrome b5. Gene Ontology annotation, molecular function: heme binding. Lineage: Eukaryota; Viridiplantae; Streptophyta; Magnoliopsida; Fabales; Fabaceae. Gene Ontology annotation, cellular component: membrane; intracellular membrane-bounded organelle. The record is from RefSeq and is a predicted model, not a curated record.
UAAAAUUCAAAAAGUUAUAUAUAAGAGAGCAAUGUUUGAACAACGUAAUUCGGAUCCAGUGAAGUUCAAGGGCAAAAAGUUGUGCUGUGCGCCUCUCCUGUUGGAGUGGGUGUGCUAUUGGUGUGUGGCAGAGACAGCAAAAAUGGCUUUAAAUUCCAAAACUUUAACUUUUGAGGAGGUGGCUAAGCACAAUCACAAAAAGGAUUGCUGGAUUAUUGUCCAUGGAAAGGUUUAUGAUAUCACCCCAUUUUUGGAUGAUCAUCCAGGAGGUGAUGAAGUUUUGGUGGCGGCAACAGAGAAGGAUGCGACCAUUGAUUUUGAAGAUGUGGGGCACAGUGACUCUGCCACAGAAAUGAUGGAAAGAUACUUGAUUGGGAAGGUUGACACUGCCACUCUUCCAGCCAAAGUUAACCAUAUUCAGCAACCACCUACACAAGCGCAUGGUGUUGGCAAUCAAUCUUCUGGAUUUGUUGUGAAGAUGUUGCAAUUCCUGUUGCCAUUGUUGUUAUUGGGCCUUGCCUUUGCUCUGCAGCACUAUGGCAAAAAGAAGUAUGCUAGCACCUCAUGAAAGCUCAAUUUAAUUGAGCUAGAGCCGAAGUUUCAGUAUGUUUGUUAAUCCCUUGCCUAUACAAUACAGUAUAUCGAAGUGGUAUUCACCAAAAAAAAGGUCUUAAAUCAAUGUUGUAUCUCUGUAUCACCAUGCAGGGCCCUUGAUGCACUGUUGUGUGGUGUCUUUGAUCAGUCAUGCUACUUGAGUAGCUCUUCAUUUAGACAAAUGAUUUUUUAUCUGAUCUCGAGUGUUUGAAUAUUUUGAAAUGGAUUUUAUUAAAUCAAUUGGGUCAAUGAUCUAGUGAUUUAUUCU